Lymnaea stagnalis (great pond snail) is the source of this 1364-nucleotide messenger RNA. Lineage: Eukaryota; Metazoa; Mollusca; Gastropoda; Lymnaeidae. The record is from the annotation of a GenBank genome assembly.
UUCCUCAUAGGCUGGCAGCCUCGGUGGUUUAUUUUGGACAAUGGAGUCUUAUCUUAUUACAAGUCACCAGAGGAUGUAAACAAUGGAUGCAAAGGAUCCAUCAAAAUGGCCGUCUGUGACAUAGUUGGUGGGUAAAAAUGUUGAAUAUAUUUGCUCAGAUUUUAAAAAUAUUGUUGAAUAAAGUAUAAAUUAAGAACUGAGGAGACAGAUAUAAUCAACCAUCAGAAAAAUUUAUUUCAUGAAUUUUGAAUUAGAGAAUUUACUGAAAAACUUACAAUACAUUUAGUAAGCAGAAAACUUGUACUUCUUUUAAAAGUAUGUUUAUUAUUAUUUUCUUCCCCACUGUAUUACAAAAGUUAGCUGAGAUCAUAAUUAAACUUUAAACCUUUGAUGAACAGUUCAUCCAGCUGAUAUGACACGCCUAGACCUCAUCAUUCCGGGAGAGCAGCACUAUUAUGUAAGAGCCAGCACCCCACAAGAUAGACAGUCUUGGCUUAUUGCACUUGGAAGCUCUAAAGCUUCAUUUAGUGAAGCAAGUGCCGCCAAAAAGGAUGCAGGUAAUCUUACCCAAUGCCGGCCCCAACAACUGCGGGGCCCUAUGCAAAACUGAUUGCGCGGGGCCCAGUCUGGGUAGGGAUAAGGGUAAUAAGUGAAAAUUAAGAUUUUGUAUUAGAAAAAAAUGUGCGGGCCCACUUGCGGCCGCAUAGGUUGCAGUGGCCUAAGGCCGGCCCUGAUCUUACCAUCUUUCUUAAUUGGAUUAAACCUUAUAACUUAAUUUAAAAAAUGUUUAAAAAAAAAAAAAAAUUAUUGGCUAUUGCAUAAAUGACUAGUUCAGAUGUUCGGAUGGAACGAUAAUUCCCUUUCUCCGUGUUGUUGACAGAUAGCAUUCCAGACCAAAUGAGGGCCAAAAAGUCUGAGCUGCGGUUGUACUGUGACCUUCUCAUGCAACAAGUUCAUUCAAUCAAGCAGACUCUCUCAACGGCAGAUCAAAAAAUGGAUUUAGAGGUCACUAACCAUUUUUCUCUCCAUUUACUCACUUCAUUUUAAAAAAAUUUGAUCUUGAUCGUGCCCCGUGAAAUUUUUUACCCAAAUUUCUAAUAAUUUUAUCAUAUCAUUAUCAGAUGAUAAGUUAAUUUUAAGUUUUAGUCUAUAUGAUUACAUAUUCAAAGCAGCCUCCCGGUGACUAUCUUUACUAGAUAAUGGUAGUUUUUGUGUAACCCAUGUUAUUAACAGAAGUUGACGGAAUCUACCUCACUUAUUGGAGCCACCUGUGACACAUUCAUCGCUACACUAGAGGAUUGUAUGAAGCUCGUGUCCAAUACCCCAAUGUUUGAAUCACCUCACCAACAUGUCCGUGAUGCAGC